Molecule: messenger RNA, 4035 nt
Organism: Alligator mississippiensis (American alligator)
Lineage: Eukaryota; Metazoa; Chordata; Crocodylia; Alligatoridae
Gene: HMGA2
Product: high mobility group AT-hook 2
Exons: 5
Coding region: 738-1076 (112 amino acids)
Biological process (GO): regulation of DNA-templated transcription
Cellular component (GO): nucleus; chromatin
Molecular function (GO): transcription coregulator activity; DNA binding
Source: RefSeq, a predicted model, not a curated record
GCUCGCUUUUCGCCCUGCCUCCUCCUUUUUCCCCUUGCACAGCCCCCGCCUAUUUUUUUCCACCCCCGGGCAAAGGUGUGUUUUGUUUUGUUUUUGCUUUUUUUUCCCCCUCCCUCUUUACUCAUCCUAGUUGAGUCCGUGAGCAGGACUCGCAUCAUAAUAUUGUAGCCGGAGCCGCUCACAUCCCAGGCACGAGCCGCGGAGCAGCUCCCUCCCUCUCUGUCUCCCUGCAAGUUUGCCUUUUAAAUUUUGAAUGAGUCCCCUUUUUUUAACAUUGGGGGUUUCAAUGCCGGCGGCUUCUUGGCUGCGGGGAGCCCGGCGGUGUCACCAGUUGCGUUUUCAAUGCGUUUGAUCUCGACUCGGUCCUGAUCCGAUACCCACCGCUUGCGUUCAAUUUGGGAGACCCCCCCCUGCUUUGCGUCCCCUCUCCCAGCGGCUCCAGGGCUGCGGUUCUCUCUCUCCCUCCUUUUCUUCCCCCUUGCACUGCUUCAUGUUACUAACCCGUCCUAAACUGUGAGAGAGGAGAUCCCCCCUCCUCCUCCUCCUCCUCCCGCACCAGCCCCGCGCCGCCACCUCCUCCUCCCCUUCUCUUUUUGGCAGCACCAGGACGUCCGGUGCGGCGGUGGCAGCGAGCAGCGGGAGCUGCGGGAGCUCGGGAUCGCCCACCCCUUGCCCGCCCCCUCGCCGAGGCGCCCGGGGAGCCGGUGCCGGGGCCGGGCCGCGCCGCAGAGGUCGCGAUGAGCGCACGAGGCGAGGGAUCCGGGCGGCCCUCCGCGCCCGCCCCGGAGCAACCUGCCACCUCCGCGCCGCAGAAGCGGGGACGCGGCAGACCCAGGAAGCAGCCGCAAGAACCAACUGGAGAGCCAUCUCCUAAAAGACCAAGAGGAAGACCUAAAGGAAGCAAAAACAAGAGUCCCUCUAAAGCAGCUCAGAAGAAAGCAGAAGCCACUGGAGAAAAACGACCCAGAGGCCGGCCCAGAAAAUGGCCUCAACAAGUGGUUCAAAAGAAGCCUGCUCAGGAAGAGACUGAAGAAACUGAAGAGACAUCCUCACAAGAAUCUGCAGAGGAAGACUAGAAAACCACACCAUUCAAUUUCUACCUCAUCAGCAGUUGGGUCUUUUGAAGGGAGAAGACGCUGCCUUGACCACUUAUUUUCUAUUGCCAUGGUCUUUCCACUUUUGCCUGGGGGGAUGGGGGAGGGGGACGGAAAUCACAUAACCUUAAAAAGGACUUUAUUAAUCACCUUUGUAAUCCCUUCACAUUCCCAGGUUUAGUGAAAAACUGCUGUAACACAAGGGGACACAGAUUAAUGAUGCAACUUUUAAUUACUGUUUUCUUUUUUCUUAACCUACUAAUAGUUUGUUUGAGCUGCUAAGUAAGGGUGUAUGGGUCAAGAAGAGCUUUGAAUCAGGUUAAGUCAUUCACUGCACUGCAUACAAACAAGAAACUUGUAAAAUAUUAAUUAUAAUGGGCAUUGGAAUAGGAAAGGUUUUGUGUGUAACACAUUAGGCCUUACAACACCUCCAAGGACCCACUCCCUAGCUUAGUAACCUCCCUGUUUAGGACACCAAAGAUAAGGGAUAGAUACUACUCUUUUUAUAACCUUCUUGUAGACUUGUACUUGAUUUUUUUUUAGACUUACUGUUAUUUCAGGAAAAAUUGAAAGCUGAUAUUUCACUUAAUUCAGCUGAUAAGCAAAUGAAAAAAUCAACAAGAAAAAGGUACUUUCAUUUUGCAAAAGGGAAGAAAGACAAAGAUAUGUUGUAUAUAUAUACAAAUACAAACAUAUCAUCAGAAAUAGUAUUAAACAAAAUUCCCAGCCCUCAUCUUCAGGAAAAUAGGAAUUCAGGUAGAGUUGGCUUUCCACAGAGCCAGAUAUUGUUUAGAAAAUAGAGGUGACUGACACCAAUAUAUUCUUAAGCCAUGUAAAGACAUAGUUUUAUGAACUAAAGUGUUUAAAACAAGUAAAAGCAAGGUACCUCAAAUGAAUUGUGAACUUACCUGAACAAAUCAAAAAUAACCCAGGUGUUGGUUUAGCUUUAGCUAAUUCUACCUACCAUACAUCAGUCUAUCAAAGGGAAUGAAUCUCUUCUCAUCACUCAUCAGUCUUGAUGUAAGAACCAACACCAUGUACCUCAAGUGAGUUUGUAUAUUACUUUAAGUAAUAUACUUUGACAUAGGAUGGUUCACAGGGGAGUUUUAACCCCAGUGACAUUUCUCCAUGUUUUCACUCAAAACAGCACUUUUAGCAACAGAUGCAAUAUUACCCCACUAUUCAAUACUACCUCUGAUUUUUACAAUUAAGUCAACAGCCUAAUAAAUACAUGCUGCUAUACACAUACAAUGCAGGAAAAUAUUAUUGGGUAGAUAAUCAUAAAUAUCUGCAUUUUCCCCUUAUUUCUACUUCAAUACUUAAUUGCAAUUAAGAGCAAUAUCUUUAAUGUGUUUCAGCAUGACUACAUCUUUUUCCUCUUUUUAAUAUACUUAUUCCUAUUCUCUGCUAGACUUCUGUGUAACGUACUGUUAACUUGAAUAUAUUUUUGUACUGAAUUGCUUGUAGGUUUGUAAGGAUGAUUUUCUUCAAUGACACUACAUGACAUUUAAAUAUUACUGUCCAAGUUUGUACCUCAAAUGAAAUGUUUAAAGAAAUGGACUAAUCAAUUGACAAAGACCUACCUCCAGACUUUAAAUGGAUUGAACUUGUUACUUUCAAGCAUUAGUUUUGAGACAUUUUAAACAGUUACGACUGCAACUAAUCCCUCAUUCAAAACUAUUUUUGUAAAAGAACAUUGUUGGAAAUGAACACAUUUUAAAUUACUUUCGUAUUAAAAAAAAAACCCUUCAAAGAAACUUGAAGCUUUGUAGGUGGGAAGCAACAAGCUCAGCUUUUGCAUAAUGCAAUCACAAAUAAGUGUUGUUGUUUUUUUAAAAAAAUUAGUAGAUUGUAAGAAAAUGCUUGACAAGUAUUUUCAUGUAUUUUACACAAAUGUGAUUUUGUAAUAUGUUUCAACCAGAUUUAUUUUAAAUGCUUCUUAUGUAGAGAUUUUUAUUCCUUCCUCUAUUUUCUUUUUCCUUCUUUCUUUCUUUCUCUCCUAGUCAGUAUAUCUACUUUAUACCAUUGUAUUAUUAAAUGGGCCAGGGGUAGUUUCUCAGGAAGUCUUCUAUCAGUAUGGCUUUAGUACUGAGCCAAAUGCAACUAAAGAUAACUACUUAGUGGCUUCUUCAAAGACGUAAUUAUCAAGAAAAAUGGACCUCUUCAAAAAGACAGCAGAGGGCUCAUUGCUAAGAUUUGCUGAGAAAGAGCUGAUCAGAGUAUUAAAAUUAGUCAUGUUCAAAUCAACUAAGUUGGAAAUACUCAUAUUUUAGGGGCCAAAUCCAAUAUCCAGUGAAGUCAACAGAAGAACUUCAGUUGACUUCAAAAGGACAUUGAAUCAGGCUUUAACAAUUGAAUAAUUAACGAAAGGUUGGGGGCUGUUUUUAUUUUUUGUUUAGGUUUUGGUUUUUUUAACCACAAUAUUCAAAGGAUGAAACAUAGUGGAUGUAUGUAGGUCAGACUGCAAGCUCUGAGAGAUUUACAGCUCUGAUGAAGUUAAUCAUAUAUUUUCUAUAUGUUGUAGUACAAUCAAAACACAUUACUACCUCUUAGGGCCUACUUUACCUCAUUUUUCAGACUGAAAAAAUGCAUGCGGCCAUUGAAACAGUGAGAACAUCAUAAAAUUUUUUAUAUAUAUAGUUUAUUUUUGUGGGAGAUAAAUUUUAUACGACUGUUCUUUGCUGUCAUUGGUCACUGCUAAAUAAGACUGGACAUUUAACUUUUCUGCCAUUUCUGCAAGUUGAGUAAGUUUGCAGGAGAAAAGUUUCAAGAUGUUUAACUACAGUUUACUUUCUCCUUGAGUGUCUUCUAACUUUUUUGCUUUAUUCUUCAUAUAGAGUUGCUGUCUUUGAUUGUACUUUGAAUCGCUUGCUUGUUGAAAAUGUUUCUUUAAUGGAUUAUCACAGUCUGUUCAGCACAAUAAACAUAAUAGCCUCUGUGA